CUGGAAGCCCUUUGCAUGAAUUCAGUUGACUACAUACUGGUCUCGAAUUGGCAAUCCCUAGUGGCUUUACCAUUUUAUUCCGAAAAGUCUGGGUUCAAAGGAGUUGUCUACUCUACUGAACCUGUCGUUCAGUUUGGACGGCUAAUGAUGCAAGAACUCAUAAGCUACCACGAACGAAUCGUAUGUGAUGAUGUAGAUGACAGAUGGAAGGAUCCAUCUUUAUACUGGUAUCUUUUUUCAUCUCUUGUCAAUCAAAAAAGCGAAAAUUGUAUAAAUGCACUUCAUUUUGGUACUUUCCCGAGUGCGCCUACACGUAAUCCCUUGGAAUGGAAAUCAUUUUACUCAGAGAAAACGAUGGAGAGUGCCUUAUCUCGAAUUACAACUAUAUCUUUCAACCAGCCCGUCGUGAAGACGUUUAAGAAUCUAGAAGGGAAUGUUGUGGUCACUGCAUGUCCGAGCGGAUAUUCGAUAGGAUCUUCAAAUUGGAUGUUCAAAACCGAAUACGAACGUGUUAGUGAUCUUUAA
Messenger RNA from Strongylus vulgaris, 525 nucleotides. The record is from the annotation of a GenBank genome assembly. Lineage: Eukaryota; Metazoa; Nematoda; Chromadorea; Rhabditida; Strongylidae.